AUGAAGAAACUGGCCACUAGUUUAAUCUUUGGGAGUCUUAUGUUGGCCUCCCACCUGCCUUUUGUAGUGACUUUACCUAAACCACUAGACAUCCCAGAGAAGCUGCAGGAAGCUGUUGGCACAGUUAUUGUCAGUGCUACGGCUUGUACUGUCACCUGUGGCCUUGGCUAUAAGGAGGAGACUGUCUGUGAGGUGGGCCCUGAUGGGGUGAGAAGGAAAUGUAAGUUUCAGCGCUUGGAGUGCCUGACCAACUGGAUGUGUGGAAUGCUCCACUUCACCAUUCCCAUGGGGAAGGAGUUUGAGCUGAGCUGUCUGAGUUCAGACAUCCUGGAGGUUGGGCAGGAAGCUUUCUGGUUCACCUGGAGACUUGCUCGAGGUAUCAUCUCAACUGAUGAUGAGCUCUUCAAACCCUUCCGAACCAACACCCACUCUGUCAAGUUUGAAUCUGCCAGUGAGUUUGAUGCUGGGACGUACCGGUGUGAUGUGCAGAUGUUAAAAAACUUGAAGCUUGUCAAACGGCUCUAUUACGGACUGAGGGUCCUCCCUCCUCACUUGGUGAACCUGAAUUUCGAUCAGUCGCUGACAGAGGAUCAGAAGUUAGUAGAUGAGGGUCUGGAAGUGAAUCUGGACAACUAUUCCAGGCCUCUCCGUCCAACAUGGAAAAAACAUGUGGCGUCUGCCUUGGCAAUAGGCCUCGCCAGUGGAGUGGCUGGUGGUGUGAUGGUGAGCAUAGCCCUCUACAGCGGACUGAGGAUGAUCCACAGUGACAACACCCUGAAUGGCUUAAAAACGUUGUGCCUGAAGGACUGA
Molecule: messenger RNA, 810 nt
Organism: Elephantulus edwardii (Cape elephant shrew)
Lineage: Eukaryota; Metazoa; Chordata; Mammalia; Macroscelidea; Macroscelididae
Gene: TMEM81
Product: transmembrane protein 81
Exons: 1
Coding region: 1-810 (269 amino acids)
Source: RefSeq, a predicted model, not a curated record